UGUGAAAGGAUAAAGAGGCGCGAGGCGGAAUUGGGGUCUGCUCUAAGCUGCAGCAAGAGAAACUGUGUGAGGGGAAGAGGCCUGUUUCGCUCCGGGGUCUCUAGUUCUUGCACGCUCUUGAAGAGUCUGCAUUAGAGGAACUCUGCCAUUACCAGCUCCCUUCUUGCAGAAGGGAGGGGGAGACAUACAUUUAUUCAUGCCAGUCUGUUGCACGAAGGCUUUUUGGCUUCCUACCUUGCAACAAAAUAAUUGCACAAACUCCUUAGUGCCGAUUCCGCCCACAGAGAGUCCUGGAGCCAGGGCCUUUUUUGCUUUGCAUGGUAGGGAAGGGACUAAGUGAUAGAGACUAUGUCGCUUUCCUGAGCUCCUGAGAGCGCUCGUGAACUGGAACCAACUGCUUCAGGGGAAGGAAAAAAAAAAAAAAAAAAAAAAGAGAGACUUGCCUGGGAGGCGGCGAGCAACUUGCACUGGAAGCUUCAGCAGCCAGCAUUCAAGAAACUCCUCUCCACUUUAGCACGGUCUCCAGACUCAGAGCCGAGAGCCAGAGCAAACUGCGGCGCGGUGAGCGAGCGAGCGCGAGCGAGCGGCCGAGGGAGGGAGAGGAGACUCUCCAGCCUGGGAACUAUAACUGCUCUGCAAGAGGCAGAGCGCUCCUUGCCCGCACCCUUUGGAGACUUUUCUCCCCGCGCGCAGCACCGGCCCGGCGAGGAGUGGAGCAGCCCGCACGGCCGCCGCGCGCGUCCUCCCGCUCGGCGUGUGCUUGGCCCGGGCAGCCGGGAGGGCCCGGCAAUCGCGCCGCGGCGGCCGCCGCGAGGGUGUGAGCGCGCGUGGGCGCCCGCCGAGCCGGGGCCAUGGUGCAGCAAACCAACAACGCCGAGAACACGGAAGCGCUGCUGGCCGGCGAGAGCUCGGACUCGGGCGCCGGCCUGGAGCUGGGCAUCGCCUCCUCCCCCACGCCCGGCUCCACCGCGUCCACGGGCGGCAAGGCCGACGACCCGAGCUGGUGCAAGACGCCGAGCGGCCACAUCAAGCGGCCCAUGAACGCCUUCAUGGUGUGGUCGCAGAUCGAGCGGCGCAAGAUCAUGGAGCAGUCGCCCGACAUGCACAACGCCGAGAUCUCCAAGCGGCUGGGCAAACGCUGGAAGCUGCUCAAAGACAGCGACAAGAUCCCCUUCAUCCGGGAGGCGGAGCGGCUGCGCCUCAAGCACAUGGCUGACUACCCCGACUACAAGUACCGGCCCAGGAAGAAGGUGAAGUCCGGCAACGCCAGCUCCGGCGCCUCGGCCGCCGCCUCCUCCAAGCCGGGGGAGAAGGGCGACAAGGUCGGUGGCGGGGGCGGCCACGGGGGCGGCGGCGGCGGGGGCGGGAGCGGCAACGCGGGGGGCGGCGGCGGCGGCGCGGGCGGCGGCGGCGGCGCCAACUCCAAACCCGCGCAGAAAAAGAGCUGCGGCUCCAAAGUGGCGGGCGGCGCGGGCGGCGGGGUCAGCAAACCGCACGCCAAGCUCAUCCUGGCGGGCGGCGGCGGCGGCGGGAAGGCGGCGGCCGCGGGCGCCGCGCCCUCCUUCGCGGCCGAGCAGGCCCUGCUGCCCCUGGGCGCCGCCGCCGACCACCACUCGCUGUACAAGGCGCGGACUCCCAGCGCGGCGGCGGCGGCGGCGGCGGCGGCGGCGGCGGCGGGCUCGGUCUCCACGGGCGCCUCCGCCUCCUCGGCCGGCCUCGCGGCGCCGGGCAAGCCCCUGGCCGACAAGAAGGUGAAGCGCGUCUACCUGUUCGGCGGCCUGGGCGCGUCCUCCUCGCCCGCGGGCGGCGUGGGCGCGGGCGCCGACCCCAGCGACCCCCUGGGCCUGUACGAGGAGGGCGGCGCGGGCUGCUCGCCCGACGGGCCGAGCCUGAGCGGCCGCAGCAGCGCCGCCUCGUCGCCCGCCGCCGGCCGCUCGCCCGCCGACCACCGCAGCUACGCCAGCCUGCGCGCCGCCUCGCCCGCGCCGUCCAGCGCGCCCUCGCACGCGUCCUCGUCGGCCUCGUCCCACUCGUCCUCGUCCUCGUCGUCGGGCUCCUCGUCCUCCGACGACGAGUUCGAAGACGACCUGCUCGACCUGAACCCCAGCUCAAACUUUGAGAGCAUGUCCCUGGGCAGCUUCAGCUCGUCGUCGGCGCUGGACCGGGACCUGGAUUUUAACUUGGAGCCCGGCUCCGGCUCGCACUUCGAGUUCCCGGACUACUGCACGCCCGAGGUGAGCGAGAUGAUCUCGGGAGACUGGCUCGAGUCCAGCAUCUCCAACCUGGUCUUCACCUACUGACGGGCGCGCGCGCGGGCUGGGAGAAGAGGGCCGGGGGGCAAGAGAGGGAAGAAGAAAAAAAAGAAGAAGAAGAAGAAGAUUUAGACGAAGAAGAAGAAGAGAGAAAAGACAGAGAAAGAGUUGGAAGAGAAAAGAGGAAAGAAAAAAAAUAGAAAAGGAAAAAAAAAAAUGUGAGCGGGGCCGGCUUGCGAGGAGCGCGGCGGUGUUUUGGGGACCCGCGCUCCCAUCCCCCACCUCCCCGGCCGCGGGGACGCGGAGGAGGCGGCGGGGAGACGAGGGGCGACCUUUUAUUGUUGUUCUUGAUGUUGUUGUUGAUGGCAAAAAAAGCUACUUGGAGUUUCCUCCCCUCUGCCCGAAGAGACCCCCCGCCCAUUCCAACGAGCUUCCGGACUUGUCUGCUGCACCCCCAGCAAGAAGCCGACUUGGUAGUUUUUCUAGAGACUGAAGGAAUCUCGUCCCUUUUUUCAUCGCUCCCCCGUUGCUGUUUUUGUUUUAUUUUAUCUCAUUUCUUGGUCAAGGGGGGGGGGAGAGAAAGAAAAGAAAGAAACUCAACGCGCCCCUGGGGAUUGAGUUCUCCGCACCCCCCGCCAUCCCCCCCACCCCCCGCAAGAAGACAGAAAGCUCCGGGCGUGGAAUUGGACCGACGGCAGAUUUUUGAGGUGGGGGAGGGCAGGCUCGAGCGCCGGGACAGAGAGACUCCACGCCGGCGGAUUCCCGUUUUGUUGGGUUUUUCUUCCUUUUUCCCUUCCUUUCCUCUUCCUUCUUUCUUUCCUUUUUUUUUUUUUUCUAUUUUUUUUUUUCCCUUGCACCCCACCGCCCCCCACCCCCGGAGCCGGAGGAGGAGAUGCCGAGUGCCCGGAGAGCCCCCGUGGGGAGCCCGGCGAGGGGCGCGGGCGGGGCGCAGGGGGGGGCCGCGGAGGAACUGGGACGGAUUUGCACGUUCGGGGGCAGGUGGCGCGUCCUGGCGGCCCCCGCCCCCCGCACCCCCGAAAUCAGUGAGGUGAGACUCCGCGGCCCGCGGGCGUGCAGGAGAGCGGACUGUUUGAUGUGGUGCCGGGGGCCGUGCAGGGGCGAGUGGUUUCGGGCGGGGGGGGAGAAAAGAGGUUUUUUUCUUCUCUUAAAAUCGGAAUCGUGAUGGUGUUGGAUUAUUUCACUGGUGGGGUUAAUAUAGCAUGUUAUCCUGUCUAUCUUUUAAAGAUUUCUGUAUAAGACUGUUGAGCAGUUUUUAAAAUAGUGUAGGAUAAUAUAAAAAGCAGAUAGAUGGCGCUAUGUUUGAUUCCUACAACAAAAUUAUCACCAGCUUUUUUUCAUUCUUAACUCUUUAAAGGAUUCAAACGCAACUCAAAUCUGUGCUGGACUUUAAGAAAAAAAAAAAAAAAGAACACAAUUCAGGACCAAAUUUUUUCUCAGUGUGUAUGUGUUUAUUCCUUAUAGGUGUAAAUGAGAAGACGUGUUUUUUUCCCUCACCGAUGCUUCAUCCUCGUAUUUUUUUUUCCUUGUAAAUGUAAUCAGAUGCCAUUUUAUAUGUGGACGUAUUUAUACUGGCCAAACAUUGUUUUUCUUAUUUUGUCCCUUUUUUACUUUAAUCUUUGGUUUCUUUUCUUUUCUUUCUUUUUUGACUUCCU
Molecule: messenger RNA, 3925 nt
Organism: Neogale vison (American mink)
Lineage: Eukaryota; Metazoa; Chordata; Mammalia; Carnivora; Mustelidae
Gene: SOX4
Product: SRY-box transcription factor 4
Exons: 1
Coding region: 852-2300 (482 amino acids)
Biological process (GO): positive regulation of transcription by RNA polymerase II; cell differentiation; anatomical structure morphogenesis
Molecular function (GO): DNA-binding transcription activator activity, RNA polymerase II-specific; RNA polymerase II cis-regulatory region sequence-specific DNA binding
Source: RefSeq, a predicted model, not a curated record